GACUCUGACUCUGUGGUGAACUCUGACCCCACCACAACCUUUACCACCACUCCCCCCACCUGCAGGCCCUCACUGUGCUGGCUGUCAAUGGAACCCUUUGGAUCCCCAGGAGUGGUGGUGACGUGAUGGGAUCGAGGUCCAGCGGCAGACAGGACAGCUCAGGGGGCGUGUCAUCGCUGUGCUCUGCCCCCCUGGAACUUCCUCUUACGGGACCCUGGAGGAGGCCGCACUGGUGGCAAAGGACACGGUUGUGUGUGGCUUUCGCAAUGAAAAUAGGGCCUGGUGCCUGUGUGUCUGGCGGGGCUGGGGCCCCCGUGAGCUAGAGGUCUUCUACCAGUCCUACGAGGAGCUGGGGAGGCUGGAGACUAGCAUGAGGAAAAGAAGGUAGCGUUGUACAGCACGGCCCAGUGUCUCGGGCAGAGGCUAGCAGUCACAGAAUCAUAGCUCUCUGUGGGAGAGAGAAGAGAGAGGAGGGGGAGAGAAGAGAGAGAGAGUGUGUCGAGAGACCUCGGCCAGGGGAGUA
Salvelinus sp. IW2-2015 is the source of this 523-nucleotide messenger RNA. Lineage: Eukaryota; Metazoa; Chordata; Actinopteri; Salmoniformes; Salmonidae. The record is from RefSeq and is a predicted model, not a curated record.